UAACCCGACCCGGGACUCAGAAACCCUUAAGCCCUAAAUGUCCGAUCAGAUCAGAUCACACAUUUUGUUGCUAAUUCCUGGCAAUGGCGUAUUCAAGAGUGUUAGGCAGAUUCUCGUCUCGGUUAAAGCCUCUAUGCCAAAACCUCAGCAACAAGAAUGCUAAUGUUUCAUCACUCCCUUCUCCCAUCAAAUCUGCUUCACCUUCCUCACCAACUUGUCGUCUCAGUCGAUCUUCAAGAUUACCAGUGGAGUUGAGUUCGAUGAUACCUCUACACAGUGCUAUAGCAUCGUCCAGGCUUGUCUCAAGUUUGUCCAUUGAAUCCAAAAUCUGGGGAUUAGUUCCUCAAGGUAUUUCGAUGCCUUUAUGACAGUUUUCUUUUCUCGCUUACAACAAGUUUCCAGGAGGAUAGAUGCAUAAACGGAAGCUCGGAUUGUAUCGUUCUUUACUCUUUUUAAGCUCAGAUCCAAAAGCCCUGUAUUUUAGAUGAAGUUAUCCCCAACACUCUGCUUAGAUUCUUGCGGUUUUGAGUUAAUCAGAAACUGCGUAAUCUUAUGUUGCAGGCAAGAUCUUUCAUCUUUCAAUUCUUCUUUUCCCAUGCAAUUUGCUUAGCUGCUGAACCAUGACUGAUUACAAAGAUCAAUCAGCAGUUUUCAGGUCUUAAUAAAAUAAUAUACUGGAAUACAAUUAUUUGAUUUGGUUAAGA
Molecule: messenger RNA, 704 nt
Organism: Capsella rubella
Lineage: Eukaryota; Viridiplantae; Streptophyta; Magnoliopsida; Brassicales; Brassicaceae
Exons: 3
Coding region: 84-368 (94 amino acids)
Cellular component (GO): mitochondrion
Source: RefSeq, a predicted model, not a curated record